This is a messenger RNA of Hypanus sabinus (Atlantic stingray), 1004 nucleotides long. RefSeq names its product vitamin K epoxide reductase complex subunit 1-like protein 1. Bases 326 to 835 code for a protein of 169 amino acids. Gene Ontology annotation, biological process: peptidyl-glutamic acid carboxylation; vitamin K metabolic process. Gene Ontology annotation, molecular function: vitamin-K-epoxide reductase (warfarin-sensitive) activity. The transcript is spliced from 3 exons. The record is from RefSeq and is a predicted model, not a curated record. Lineage: Eukaryota; Metazoa; Chordata; Chondrichthyes; Myliobatiformes; Dasyatidae.
GGGAAUUUCAGUAAUGACCAAUACACCUCAUUAUUCCUUUUAUUAUUGAUUUCCGCCGCGAAUACGCACCCACACUUCACCGCAUACCACUCCAUCACCUAAAUCGGCUUGUUGCAUUGCUCAAGGCGCUAUAAGACUACAUUAUACGUGAGCCUCUGCGGGGGUGGCGGGGAAACACGUAGUUUCUAAGUCAAGGGGUCACUCCGAACGAGCGGAAUAAACUACAUUUCCCAUAAGGCAAGCCCUGACGCUCGCCAAUGGGAUCGCACGUCGGUACUGACGUUUGAGCCCCGCCCCGCCCCGCUCCUCUGCCUGGCGACCAGAGAUGGCAGUGACGGCGCCCAGGUGGGACGGGACAGUCCGGUGGCUGGUGUGCGGCCUCGGUCUGGUCCUCUCGGUCUAUGCCUACCACGUGGAGACGUCCAAGGAGCGGGACGCAGCAUAUCGGGCUAUGUGCGACCUCAGCGAGUCCAUCAGCUGCUCCAAAGUCUUCACCUCCCGGUGGGGCCGAGGUUUCGGACUGCUGGGCACAUUCCUCGGCCAGGACAGCAUUCUCAACCAACCCAACAGCGUGUACGGCCUCCUGUUCUACUUACUGCAGCUUCUCCUAAGUCUGACCGGGAGUGCAGUGGCUGCUGUGGUCCUUCUGCUCACCUCCCUGCUCUCGCUGGCCGGCUCCCUCUACUUGGCCUACAUCCUGGUCUUUGUUCUGCGUGACCUCUGCCUGGUAUGCGUCACCACCUAUGUUCUCAACCUGCUUCUCUUCGCCCUCAACUAUCGUCGGCUGAUCCGCCUGGAUGCCGGCUGGCGGCAGGACAAGGGCAAAUUGGAGUGAAGGGGUGGUAGGGGAGGGAAUGGGCAUCUGGACCAAAUGUGGUUGGUGGAACAAUUGCAACAGGGCAGCCAUUUUGAGGGUGAGAGAGGGAGUGGUGUGACGUGGAAUUCCCCAGAACGUACCAGGUAAAUAUCCCAUCCCCUCCCCCCACCCUCCUCCUUCCCACCCC